Molecule: messenger RNA, 1304 nt
Organism: Xenopus laevis (African clawed frog)
Lineage: Eukaryota; Metazoa; Chordata; Amphibia; Anura; Pipidae
Gene: parl.L
Product: presenilin associated, rhomboid-like L homeolog
Exons: 10
Coding region: 142-1203 (353 amino acids)
Cellular component (GO): membrane; mitochondrial inner membrane
Molecular function (GO): serine-type endopeptidase activity
Source: RefSeq, a predicted model, not a curated record
CCCACCACUAAACACUAAGAACUGUACUCGCGUUUUCUAUUCAUAUAGCCAAUUGAAUAAUGCGCCGAAUGUCACGUGUUAGAGACGUUCUCUGCGGCUUAGCGUUACUUCUUCGUGACGUCACCCGAGGCGACUUCCAAAAUGUACUCGGCUUGUUGGACGCUGAGAGCUUGUAGUGGAAGAAGCUGGUGUCAAGGGCGAAGACUUCUUAUUGAGCAAAGAAAUGGGUUCAAAAAAGGCCCCAAGAAACCAGAGAGAGGAGACCCUGGAGCCCACGGUGUUCCAGAGACUAUGAAAAGCAGUUUUACAUCUCCUAUGGCAGAAGCUAUGUCCCCUGCACGUUCCCAUAUAAUGAGACAACUCUACAAGCCAUUCCUCUUCACUUUGGGGUUUUCAGGAUGCUCGUUUGGAGUUGCCGCCAUUUGGCAGUACGAAACACUAAAAUCUCGGAUGAAGAGUUAUUUGGAUGAUAUUCAGGCUGAUUGGUUGGGAAAAUUACGACCCCCAAAACAUGGAGUCUUCAGGAAACAAGUAAAUGAGUGGUGGAAUAGUCUGAGUGAGGGCCAGAAGACUGUGUCAGGUAUAAUUGCACUGAAUGGCUUGGUGUUCUGCCUUUGGCGAGUGCCUUCACUCCAACGGACAAUGAUUCGAUAUUUCACAUCAAACCCUGCAUCACAUUCUCUCUGCCUUCCCAUGGUUUUGUCUACAUUCAGCCACUUUUCUCUGUUCCACAUGGCAGCCAAUAUGUAUGUGCUAUGGAGCUUUUCCACCAGUAUUGUUUCAAUACUUGGCAAGGAACAGUUUUUGGCAGUUUACUUGUCAGCUGGGACAGUGUCAACAUUUGUCAGUUAUGUUUCCAAGAUUGCAACAGGACGCUUUGGUCCUUCUCUGGGAGCUUCUGGAGCAAUUAUGACCAUUCUUGCUGCAGUGUGCACCAAAAUGCCUGAAGCCAAACUCGCCAUUAUCUUCCUACCCAUGUUUACAUUCACUGCUGGAAAUGCUCUCAAGGCUAUCAUGGCUAUUGAUGCAGCUGGUCUGAUCAUGGGAUGGAAAUUUUUUGAUCAUGCAGCUCAUCUUGGUGGGGCUCUUUUUGGAGUCUGGUACGCUGUGUAUGGCAAUGAACUUAUUUGGAGGAAGAGGGAACCACUUGUAAAAAUGUGGCAUGAAUUUCGGAAUGGUCCUCCAAGGAGUGGAGCAUCCUGACGCCUAUAUAUGUUAUUUUAAGUCUAUGAGAUGCAGCUUUAGUUUUGAAACGCUUAAUUAAUUUUAAUUAAAUAAAACACAGGGCACUCUGUGUGUGUGUA